Messenger RNA from Batrachochytrium dendrobatidis JAM81, 1132 nucleotides. RefSeq lists its product as uncharacterized. NCBI's taxonomy places the organism in Eukaryota, Fungi, Chytridiomycota, Chytridiomycetes, Rhizophydiales. The transcript is spliced from 8 exons. Gene Ontology annotation, cellular component: centrosome; motile cilium; intraciliary transport particle B. The record is from RefSeq and is a predicted model, not a curated record. Bases 1 to 1095 code for a protein of 364 amino acids. Gene Ontology annotation, biological process: cilium assembly; intraciliary transport.
AUGUCAAAAGCUGUUAAAGUGUCCAACAACCACUUUGAUGAAGCGCUUGAAAUGAGUGAUACAGACGAGGUUGCAAACCCCACUUACCAUCACCAACAAGACCGGUCUGGUAUAGAACGAGGUCAUCCACGUGGAGAUAGUCCACCUUCUGCCAAGCUUUCGGUCUCUGAUUACGAUGAGGGUGAUAAUGAAGAACACUUGACUCAUCAAGCCGAGGACGAAGCAUUUGAAGAAACAAUGAAAAAAGUUGGACCAUUGAAUAGUGAGGCGACCAAUAUUAGAAAACACGGCUCAACAGAUUUGAAGCAUGCUCAUGCACACAGCACCGAAACUGAUGAAGAUCAUGACAAUGAAGAUGACCAUCAUGAAAGUUCUUUGUUUCAAGGUGAAACGCUCGGGAAUGAAAUCAAGCAACUUUUGGAGUAUAUUGAACGCUAUUCCGUGCAAGAACAGGACUUGGAUGUUGAGCUUAAAUCGUUUAUUCCAGAUCUUAUCCCUGCAAUAGGAGAUAUUGAUGCAUUUAUCAAAAUUCCUCGUGUAGAUCAAAAACCUGAUAUUCUUGGAUUUGCUCUUUUGGAUGAACCAGCAGCAGCACAGUCGGACCCAUCAGUCUUGGAUCUCCAUCUUCGAGCCGUGAGCAAAUCAGCCACAGUAGUCCCACAAGUGGUUCGAUCACUAGAAUCAUCCGCCUUGUGUAAAGAUCCUAAACUGAUUGACGCAUGGAUUAAAAACAUCAAGGAUUUGCACGGCAAAAACCCGCCGCCUUCUGUAAACUACUCUCGUCGUAUGCCUGAUAUCGAAGAUUUGAUGCAAGUAUGGCCGCCUGCACUCGAAUCCGCAUUUGAAUCGACACAACUGCUUCACGCAUCGAUUGAUCUUCCCUUAUCACAGUAUGCUGCAGUUGUAGCCCUCAUUCUUGAUAUUCCAACCCAUCAACCAUCACCAACAGACAAGCCUGAUGCAAAACGACAACAAAACAGUCUCAUCGAGUCUCUGCAUGUUGUAUUUACAUUGUAUUUAGAGUUUCAAAACUCGGUACAUUUCAAGGCUAUGGAGCGCGGAAGGAACAGUUUUACUGCUGCACCACUACCCUAACCUUGAUCGAACAUAAAUAAUAAACUGGUUUAAAUAG